AGAACAAAUACGGGGAGUGAAACAAUUACCAACCGAUUGGAGCAAAAGAAUCAGAAGGCUAUAGAGAUUUGGAACGUAGGGAACGACUCUCGAGGUCAUUAGCUGAAAAGGAUAGGCAAGAGAUUCUCUGAAAAGCGAUCGUGGUAUUGAGGAGUCGAAAGAUGGCGUCUAGGCCGGAAUUGAAGCUCGACGACGAGGUUGGCUUCAUUCGCUUCUUCCGAAAUUUGCCUAGUAAGGACGAAGAGACGAUUCGCAUAUUUGAUCGAGGCGAUUGGUAUUCAGCACAUGGAGAUGAUGCUGCAUUCAUCGCAAGGACGGUAUACAAAACUACAUCUGUGCUCCGCCAGCUUGGCCGCAGCGACAAUGGCCUUGCCUCAGUUACCAUGACUAUUACAGUCUAUCGGAACUUUCUGCGCGAGGCUUUGUUCCGCCUAGGGAAGCGUAUCGAGGUUUAUGAGGCGACAAGUCGAAUGAACUGGAAGGUGUCAAAGCAGGCUUCUCCAGGAAACCUCCAGGACAUCGAAGAUGAACUCGGCGGCCAGAUUGACUCUGCUCCCAUCAUCCUGGCGGUCAAAGUCACUGCCAAGGCAUCGGAGGCUAGGACAGUCGGUGUAUGUUUUGCAGAUGCCAGCGUCCGUGAACUUGGUGUCAGCGAAUUCCUCGACAAUGAUUUAUACUCUAACUUUGAGUCAAUGCUGAUCCAGCUCGGCGUCAAGGAAUGCUUGAUUCAGACGGACGUGCAGAAGAAGGACGUCGAGUUGGGAAAGCUAAGAAGCAUAGCCGACAAUUGUGGGUGCGCAGUUACGGAGCGGGUUGCAGCCGAUUUUGGUACGAGAGAUAUUGAGCAAGACUUGACCCGGCUGCUGCGAGAUGAGCGGUCGGCUGGAACACUGCCUCAGACAGAUCUCAAACUUGCCAUGGGAUCGGCCGCUGCUUUGAUCAAAUAUCUCGGCGUUAUGCAUGAUCCUUCGAACUUUGGUCAGUAUCAGUUGUACCAGCAUGACCUAUCGCAGUUUAUGAAGCUAGAUGCGUCAGCGCUCAAGGCACUGAACCUGAUGCCGGGGCCUAGAGACGGCUCCAAAAACAUGAGUUUAUUUGGCCUUCUCAACCACUGCAAGACGCCUGUCGGCAGUAGAUUGCUUGCUCAGUGGCUCAAGCAGCCUUUGAUGAGCCUGGAGGAAAUCGAGAAAAGACAGCUGCUUGUCGAAGCCUUUGUCGUGGACACUGAACUGAGACAGACCAUGCAGGAGGAGCACCUACGUUCUAUCCCUGACCUUUACAGGCUAUCCAAGCGGUUCCAAAGAAAGGUUGCAAAUCUGGAGGAUGUUGUUAGGGGCUAUCAGGUCGCUAUCAGACUUCCUGGUUUCUUGGGUACUCUGGAGGCAGUCAUGGACGAGAAGUACAGAGAUCCUUUGGAUGCGGAAUAUACAUCAAAAAUAAAGGAGUACUCGGACAGCCUGGCUAGGCUGCAAGAGAUGGUGGAGACGACAGUAGACCUUGACGCUCUCGACAAUCACGAGUUUAUCAUCAAGCCAGAGUUUGAUGAUAGCCUUCGGACAAUCCGCAAGAAGCUCGAUAAGCUGCGCUACGACAUGGAAAAGGAACACGAAAGCGUUGGGGACGAUUUAAACCAGGACACAGAGAAAAAGCUGUUUUUGGAAAACCACAGGGUGCACGGCUGGUGCUUCCGUUUGACUCGAAACGAGGCAGGCUGCAUUCGCAACAAGAAACAGUACCAAGAAUGUUCGACACAAAAGAAUGGAGUAUACUUUACCACUGCUGCCAUGCAGACAAUGCGGCGAGAGUUUGACCAGCUCUCGCAAAAUUACAACCGCACACAAAGCGGAUUGGUCAACGAAGUUGUCAAUGUUGCGGCAUCUUACUGUCCCGUAUUCGAGCACCUCGCUGCAGUUCUUGCCCACCUUGACGUCAUUGUUAGUUUUGCUCACGUCUCUGUCCACGCACCGACACAAUACGUACGGCCCCAGAUGCAUGCUCGUGGGCAAGGGGACACGGUUCUCAAAGAGGCACGCCACCCAUGCAUGGAGAUGCAAGAUGACAUCCAAUUCAUUACCAAUGACGUGGAGCUCCGACGAGGCAGCUCAGAAUUCCUCAUCAUCACCGGUCCUAAUAUGGGCGGAAAAUCGACAUAUAUCCGGCAAGUCGGGGUGAUUGCUCUGAUGGCUCAGGUCGGCUGCUGGGUGCCCUGUUCGGAAGCGGAAUUGACGCUGUUCGACUGCAUUCUUGCACGAGUUGGCGCCAGCGACUCCCAAAUCAAAGGCGUAUCAACAUUCAUGGCUGAAAUGCUCGAAACAGCGAAUAUUCUCAAGACAGCCACGUCCGAGUCGCUCAUUAUUAUUGACGAACUGGGCCGUGGAACAAGCACGUAUGACGGAUUUGGUCUCGCAUGGGCCAUAUCAGAGCACAUUGUGCGCGAGAUCAAAUGCUUCUCUCUCUUCGCCACACAUUUUCACGAACUUACCGCCCUGGUGGAACAAUACCCCGCAGUCAAAAAUUUGCACGUCACUGCGCAUAUCGGUGAAGGUCCCUCAUCGUCCUCCCUGGCCGCCAACGGUACGACAGGAACCAAUGGCGCAUCCGACGAUGAGGAGCGUGCUAAGCUAAAUAAACGCCGUGAGGUUACACUGCUCUACAAGGUUCAACCCGGCGUGUGCGACCAGAGUUUCGGAAUCCACGUUGCAGAGCUAGUCAGGUUCCCUCCAAAAGUCGUCAACAUGGCAAAACGAAAAGCAGACGAGCUUGAAGACUUUACGGUCAAGCAUGAUCAGGAAACUGCUCAUGCAAUGGCCCAGCAUUCCAAAGAAGAUGUCGAACAGGGAAGUGCCAUGCUCAAGGAUGUGCUCAUGCAGUGGAAACAGGAGGUUGAAGCUGCCGGCGGUGAAUCGGAAUUAUCCAAGGAGGAAAAGAUUCAGAAGAUGAAGGAUCUAGUCAUGCGCAAUGAGGAGUUGUUGAAGAACCCCUUUUUCCAGGCCGUCAAGGCUUUGUAAUGGCGUGCGAGGCUGUCCAGAGGACUUUGUCCUCCUUGGGAGCUUUGGAACUGUGUCGGGGAUACGACAUAUUAGAAUUGCUUUCCGAGACAUAAAACUGGAGUUUUGGAGCUACUUAUGAGGAUAGAUGUGUGGGAAACUUUUUAUUUCAACAUACUUGUGCGGUAGCUGGUAUCAGGGUAGCACUUGCGGCCGGGAGGCCGCAGAGGAUUUGCGCACAGCUUGUCGGGUUUUCCUUCUUGUUUUGGCAUGGCAUCUCUUCAUCUUGUUUGCUAAUCUUUUGUUUGCACCUUAUUUAUUUGUCCAUUCCCUAUUUGCUUUUUUUGCUCUCUAAGGAACCAGAAUCUACGAGAAAUACUCAGACUCCGAUUUACACCAUC
Molecule: messenger RNA, 3388 nt
Organism: Xylona heveae TC161
Lineage: Eukaryota; Fungi; Ascomycota; Xylonomycetes; Xylonales; Xylonaceae
Product: DNA mismatch repair protein
Exons: 7
Coding region: 162-3008 (948 amino acids)
Biological process (GO): mismatch repair; mitotic recombination
Cellular component (GO): nucleus; MutSalpha complex
Molecular function (GO): ATP binding; ATP-dependent DNA damage sensor activity; mismatched DNA binding
Source: RefSeq, a predicted model, not a curated record